Molecule: messenger RNA, 1818 nt
Organism: Trichoderma breve
Lineage: Eukaryota; Fungi; Ascomycota; Sordariomycetes; Hypocreales; Hypocreaceae
Product: glycosyl hydrolase family 71 domain-containing protein
Exons: 5
Coding region: 1-1818 (605 amino acids)
Molecular function (GO): glucan endo-1,3-alpha-glucosidase activity
Source: RefSeq, a predicted model, not a curated record
AUGAGGGCGUUAACUUCCCUCGUUGUUGUCGGAGUUGUUUCGUCUCCGGUCCUGUCGGCCGCCUUGUCGCCUCUUCAACUCCGGGCUGUUGCCAGCCAAGGUUGGUCCUUGCAAUCGGGGUCGUGCCCUUCCGAUACCCAGUCAUGCGGAAACGGGUCCUGUUGUCCUUCAACGUCGCAUUGUCAAGCGACCGGGAAUGGCGAAGUGGAGGCUUGCUGUCCUACAACAAGCAAUUGUAGAGGCAGCGUCGAAGGCGCACCCAGUUGCGCGAGUCCAGCCUGGUCCUUAUGGACAGGAAGUUUCGGAAACGGAUUCUGUUGCGAAGUCGGUCUGACUGGAGCAUUUCAGAAUGGGGGAUCUGUAGCCGGUAUUUGUGGCACUACGGUUCCAUCUGGAUACUCUACUGCUUCAUUAGUCAGCAAAGGAACAGGAACUCCUGUCACAUCGGUGUCUUCAACAAAAUCCACCACCUCGGUCUCUCAAACAACAAAGUCUAGUACUUCAGUUUCUCAGACAACGAUUAAAUCCACUUCUACAAAGUCAACUGUAUCAAGUGGACCAACAGGAAGCAUAGUCCCGAGAGCGGUAUUCGCACACUACAUGGUUGGAACUAUGACUCAAGCAGAAGCGAUUCAAGAUGUUCAAGAUGCAAAGGCGGUAGGCUUCGACGCUUUUGCGCUAAAUACGCACGACAUCACGUCUUCUUGGGCACUGGAUGCUUUGGGAUAUCUAUUCGAUGCGGCAGAUCAGAACGGUUUCAAGCUCUUUAUUUCGUUUGACAUGAGCUGGCGUGCUAUUACACCCUCGCAGAUACCGUCUUUUCUGCGCAACUAUAUUUCUCGUCCGUCGUAUUACACCAUCUCUGGUCGACCGUUUGUCAGCACCUAUGAUGGUGGCUACAUUUCGAAUUCCGACUGGGUGUCAGGAUUUCAGCAGCCUCUCACCUCCCAAGGCAUCAACCCAUACUUCGUUCCCAAUUUUGGCGACUGGAGCGGGUGGCCGAAUAAUUUCUUCUCGAAUUAUCCCGUUGUUGAUGGCGCCUUUAGUUGGGAGUCGGCGUGGCCCGCUCCAGGUACCACCAUUUCCAACGUUUCUAGCAGCGAUGACCAAAAUCUUCUCCAACAGGCACAAGCUGCGAAAAAAGUAUUCAUGAUGCCUGUGUCUAGUUUCCAGUUCAAGUAUCUUGGCUCAGGCCAAGACUGGUAUCGCAUCGGUGAAGUCAAUCUACCGCAGCGGUUUGAGCAGGUACUGGCACUGAAGCCAGAUCUUGCGGAACUAAUCACAUGGAACGACGCAGGAGAAGGCCAUUAUAUCGGAAACUUCUUCCAGGAGCAGAUUGCAGGUUCAACCAUUGGUGACUAUGCCAAUGGCUUCGACCACACUGGAUGGCAGCAACUUGUGACACCUUUCAUCAAGGCAUACAAAUCUGGUGCAACCAGUGGCAGCCAAAUUUUGCCUCCCGGAUCGACGCCCGUCGGUUCGUUGUGGUAUCGCACGUUGCUCAAGAGCGCCAGCUGUUCGCCAUCUAUUCAGAACUACCAGCAGGGCCAAGACACAGUUAACUAUGCUGUCUUAUUGCCAUCAAAUGGAUACACAAUCAAAGUGUUUAGCAAUAACAAGCAAAUUGGCAGCUUUGCGGGUUCUGCUGGCCUUAACUAUGGCGCUGUUCCUGGGCUGAGCGUUGGGAGUGGACAAUUUAUACAGGUUGUGAACAGUGCCGGUUCUGUGGUUGCCUCGGCCACGGGCACGAAGCAAGUAUCAGCUCAGAGCUCCAACGCUACUUGCAAUUGGAACUACGAGGUGGUUGGCCUCAAGUAA